UUCCAUUCCCGCCACCCACGUGGCAAAAUGAGGGGGAGGGCGCCACGUGGCGAGGCCCCUCAAUUCCAGAGCCGGCUUCGAUGGCUUUUUGAUUUUGACCUCGUUUUCGGCCGGCGAAAGCUCGCAUCUUCGGCGCGAAACCGACACAAGAGACGAGAGGAAAAUUGCAAGCGAAAACGUACGAAAAAAAAAGAGAAAGCUAAUCGAUGGAAAAGGAGAGAGACAGAGAACGAGGUCAACAGUAUUCUUCUUUGUCUUUACGUUUGAUGUCGAAACUGAGCUCGACAAUGUCCUUGGGCUUUCUCUCUCGCUUCUCUCGCUCCAUGACAGACCAGCAGGAGAUGAAACCGAUUUAAGAUCUCUCUCUCUCUCUCUGUCUCUCCACCCUUCGCUUCUGUUUUGUCCUUUCUUCGCUCUCUGCCAACUUUUUAUUCUCUCCUCCUUCCUUCCACGAGACAGAGGUGUCUCUGCACGACUAACUAGUGCCCACCCUCUCUCUCUCCCGCUCUCUCUCUCUCUCUCUCGCUGAGUUAAAGCAGAGGUGGGCUCUGCUGGUGCGCUCUAUUCUGUUCUGUUCUGUUCUGGGUUGUGUCAAUUUCUUGAAGGAACUCACGGGACUUCCACCGUAGGCCCUCUUUAAUUUCCCUCACAAUCUUGCACUGACUUUUACUGUUCUUCGGUACAUUUGUAUUUUGCGCGAAAGAUUUGCUUUUUCAUGUUUGUACAUUUAAAGAAGAGAUGUUCGUUUCUGUUUAUGGCAUUCUUGAUGUCUUUCGGCUUCUGGGUGUGAGCCAAAAUGAGCCAACUCGUGGUGGUGUUGCAGGAGCCGGACCCCAGAAAGCGACGGUCACCGACAACGGCGAUCCUUGGCCUGCUGAGGAGAGAGAAAAUGGACGGCUUAGAUCAGAUGAGGAGGAAGAAGACCCUGAAGGAACGGCUGGGAUUGGAAGGCAUGGGAUGCUGCGGCGGUCCAAUAUGGGGCUUCCGGUCCACCACCAUCAGCGUCCGAGACGACGACGAGGGCGACACCGAGAUCCACCACCAACUGCCCCAACAACCACCCCCUCGAUAUUCAGACCCCACGAGCCUAUCGGGUCCGGAACAGGCCUACGAUACGAUCGACCGGGUUCUGGAUCCAGGCUGCGGAGUGGCGGAGGCGCAGCCGGCCGGUUCGGCCAUGAACCUCGCGGCGGCGCUGGCGGCGGAGCGGCAAUACAGGGCGUCGCACGAGCCGGAGGGAGACGCGAACGGGACGAGGACCCGGCCGGACAGGGUCGCGGGGUUGACCGACCCGGGCACGCCGCUGAGGGUGUCGCUGAUGAGGCUGCUGGAGGAAACGGACGGCGUAUACGGGGAGGAGGGAACGGACGGCGGGGAUGGCGGUGGGGUGGGGAGCGAAGCGAUGUGCUGCGUGUGCAUGGGGCGGAAGAAGGGGGCGGCGUUUAUCCCGUGCGGGCACACCUACUGUAGGGUGUGCUCGCGGGAGCUGUGGUUGAACCGAGGGAGCUGUCCCCUCUGCAACCGCCCGAUCCUCGAGAUCCUCGACAUCUUCUGAAUCCGACGGUCCCCCCACACCUCUAUGUUCGCGAUUGCGUCAAUUUGCGGGGGAUUUUAUUUUUCCCUUUUUCUAUUUUCAAUUCUAUUGAUUUCAGCAAAAGUUGAAAAAAAAAAAAGCGAAUUUAAAGGCCAAAGGGAAAAGACAUGAAUGCUUUGUGGGUGAAUUUGGCGUUGCAACAUUAAACUUGGUCGGACCAAAUCCCCAGUUCAUUGUGGGACGAUAAUGUAUUAGCCAUGUAAUACGACCCAUGUUGACAAUAUACAAAUUACAUUGGAUUGAAGUGAUUGAAAUUGCCGAGGAAUUAUGUUCGAUU
This is a messenger RNA of Rhodamnia argentea, 1871 nucleotides long. RefSeq lists its product as uncharacterized. The coding region runs from base 797 to 1555 and encodes 252 amino acids. The record is from RefSeq and is a predicted model, not a curated record. The transcript has a single exon. NCBI's taxonomy places the organism in Eukaryota, Viridiplantae, Streptophyta, Magnoliopsida, Myrtales, Myrtaceae.